Cygnus olor (mute swan) is the source of this 893-nucleotide messenger RNA. RefSeq names its product androgen dependent TFPI regulating protein (gene ADTRP). The transcript is spliced from 6 exons. The record is from RefSeq and is a predicted model, not a curated record. Lineage: Eukaryota; Metazoa; Chordata; Aves; Anseriformes; Anatidae. Bases 133 to 834 code for a protein of 233 amino acids. Gene Ontology annotation, cellular component: endomembrane system; membrane.
GCGAAGUGGCAAAGGGGCCCGAGUCUGCUCCAAAGCAAACUCUCUUGUCCUGCCAUUUCCCAUGCACAGCCACCAAGGACCUUAAGAGAAAAGCUUCUUUCGGACCGAUUAUCACUUGCUUUUAGCUAAAGCAUGGAAAUCUCUACUCUCACAAUGUACCAUUGCCUUGCUUUAGUCUGGUAUUUUUUUGUCAUCUAUUCAAUCACAUGUGUAAGAACAGAAGAACGGCCAUCUGAAGUGUUCCUUUAUGGUGGCCAGUGGAAAUAUUUGACAGUCCUCAAUCUGGUUUUGCAGGCUGUCUUCUAUGGGGUGUCCUUCCUGGCUGAUGUGUUGAGACUAAUUAAGAAACUGCGAUGUGCUAAGUGCAUAAUUUCCAGCAGAGACCUUCUUUUCAGUGUCCUGGCUUUCCCAGUGUCCACAUUUGUGUCUAUAUCCUUUUGGACACUGUAUACCUACAACCGAGAGCUAGUUUACCCCAAAAGCCUUGAUGGAGUCAUUCCGCUCUGGUUAAAUCACGCUAUGCACACGGCAAUAUUGCCAGUUGCUCUCCUGGAAAUCCUUGCCACACCACAUCACUACCCAGCAAAGAAGAAGGGACUGAUCCUAUUAGGAUGUACUGCUUUUCUUUAUAUCAGUUGGGUCCUGUGGAUCUAUUUUGUAACGGGAGAGUGGGUAUACCCUCUCUUUGCUUCCUUCAGCCCAGCUGGGCUAGGAGCCUUUUUCAUCAGUAACCUUGCCAUCAUCGUCUGUUUCUACAACUUUGGAGAGUUUCUCAACCGUAUGAUAUGGGGAGAUUCAAUAGUAAUACUGGACUACAAGCAGAAAGGCAAGUGAAUGCUCCUUUUCAAGCCAAUCUCUCCAUGAAUGCUGAAGCCAUGAAGUAGAGGAAAAUA